GGCGCGUGGUGGUAGAGGGUCUCGCGCCUGUGUAUGUUGCAGGAAAGAAAAAAACGGUGACGGAGGCGUCACACGGAUCAGUCCCGACCUGCCCGCCCGGACCGACGCUCCCCUCCCGGCCACCGCUCUGCCGACGCACCGGGACGCACCGGGACAACGUCCAGACUCUUUUAGUAAUCUUAUUUAGGGAGGGGGUGCACGCGCCGCAGCAGCACUUCUUUCUUCUCUUCUUCCUCGCUGCUUUUUCUCCUUCAGGAGGACACGCGGACGCUCUCCGGGAGCGGGGAGGAGCAGCGGAGCCGGAUCGGGGAGCCCAUGCAGACCGGACUCACUUAUCAAUGAAGCAGGAGAUCAUGGCGGAGGGUCCCCGCUGCAAGAGGCGAAAACAGGCCAACCCCCGGAGGAAGAACGCAGUGUUGAACUAUGAGAAUGUGGUGGAGACGGGUUCAGAGACAGACGAGGACGACAGGACGCUGGUCUCUGAGGACAACGGCCUCGCUAACGGCGGCGGUGGAGGAGGAGGGGAGGAUGAAGAGGCAGGCAGCCCGGCCGGCGUGCCAACUCUGGAGGCGUCACCCCGGGUCGCCCACGCCCUGCUGUCCUACCGGGACCAGGAGGGCUCAGAGAGCCGAGAGGGUCUCCGGAACCACCAUCACCGCUGGAGACUCGGAGACGACACCAACCUGAACCUGAACGGCACCGAUGACAGGAAGGACGAAUAUGAACCUCUCGGUCCGGAGGCGUCUCUGCACGCUGUGGGAAACGGUACAGUGAAGCGUCUGGAAGGCGUCUCUGAGCUGGACGAGUACUUUCUGAAACGUAAACUGGAGGAGGCUGACGGUCACCCAGCAACCAUCGCAGAGUACCUGCAGCGCAGCGACACCGCCAUAAUUUACCCAGAAGCCCCGGAGGAGGUGACGCGACUGGGCACACCCGAGGCCAUUGGUCAAGACGAGAGCGAACACGACCUGAUGUCCGGCACUCCGGACGACUUCGCCCAGCUGCUCACCUGUCCGUACUGCGACCGCGGCUACAAACGCCUGACGUCUCUGAAGGAACACAUCAAAUAUCGCCACGAGAAGAACGAGGAGAGCGUCACCUGUCCGCUGUGUGCCGACACCUUCAGCCACCGCACGCAGCUGGAGCGCCACAUGACCACGCACAAACCCGCCCCAGACCAGCCGCCGCUGCUGAACGAAGGAGUUGGAAACCGCAAGUUCAAAUGCAGCGAGUGUGGAAAAGCCUUCAAAUACAAACAUCACCUGAAGGAGCAUCUUCGUAUUCACAGCGGUGAGAAGCCGUACGAGUGCUCCAACUGUAAGAAGCGGUUCUCCCACUCUGGCUCCUACAGCUCCCACAUCAGCAGCAAGAAAUGCAUCGGCCUGAUCGCCGUCAACGGACGGGUACGCAACGGAAACAACAGCAAGCCCGGCUCCUCCCCCAACUCCACAACCUCAUCACCUGGAAGCCCUGCCCUCGCCCAGCUCCGCCAAAAACUGGAAAAUGGGCGACCACUUGGCCCUCCAGACCAGCAGGGUCAACUCGACAUCAAAGCCGAGCCAAUGGACUUCAACGAGUAUCGGAUGCUGAUGGCCUCUCAGCACGGGUUUGGGGGACCAGGGGUCUACCUGAACGGCCACGGCGGAAGCCCCCUUGGCAUCCACAGCUCCUCCCAGAGCCCCCUUCAACAUCUCGGAGGCAUGGGGCUAGACCUCCCGCUGCUAGGCUAUGCAGGGCCUCUCGGGAACAACCUGAGUGAGGUGCAGAGGGUGCUUCAAAUCGUGGACAACACGGUGUGCAGGCAGAAGAUGGACGGGAACCCAGAGGAGAUCUCCAAGCUCAGGGCCUACAUGAAGGAGCUGGGGGCCCAGAUGGAGGAGCAGAAGCUGGCCCAGGCCGGCUUCCACAUGGUGGGCCAUAGCAGCCCUACAAAGAGCAUCAUCGACUAUACACUGGAGAAGGUCAAUGAAGCCAAGAGUCUGAUCGACGACUCCAAGAGGCAAGUGGAUGUCAAGAAGGAGAAGCCAAAUCACUCAAUUGAUCUCAGCGGUGAGGAGAAAUCCCAUGAUGGCCAGAACCAGUUCCUGCCAUUCUCCUGCCAGUACUGCAAGGAGACUUUCCCUGGACCCAUCCCACUACAUCAACACGAGCGCUACCUGUGCAAAAUGAACGAGGAGAUCAAAGCAGUCCUGCAGCCAGCUGAGUGCAGUCCUGUUGGCCGCAGGGGGGCGAUGCCCUCUGAGCUGUCCAGUAAUGAGCGGGCUACCAGCCCCAUCAAUCCCUUUAAGGACCAUGUGUCAGUGCUCAAGGCCUACUUUGCCAUGAACACUGAGCCCAACUCAGAGGAACUGCUCAAGAUUUCAAUUGCUGUUGGCCUUCCUCAAGAGUUUGUCAAGGAAUGGUUUGCCCAGUGGAAGAGCCAAAACCACCACGGAGGCAGUCUGAGGAAAAAGUCGCCCCCUCCCGACCGCAGUGGACUGGAUGUCAACCACAGCUUGAGUCGGUCACCGCUGUCACUUCCUGUCAUAGAUUUACACGGAGGCUUCACUAACGGUGACACCUCCCACAGACUUACAAAGGCCAACCAGUUUACAGCCAACAGGCAGACAAUAGGGGACAAACCACUAGACCCCUUGGACCACUUGAGGAGCAACACCCCGUCACCCCUCAACCUUUCCUCUACUUCCUCCAAAAACUCUUACACUCCAAACAGCCUAGCUUCUGAGGAAGCACAUGGGGAUAUACCACUGGAUCUGUCGCUGCCCAAACACAUGGCGCAGAAGCUUGUCUCUGUGGGAGAGAAACGACCCAGACCCAACGGUUUCAUCAUUGAGCGCAAUGGUGAGGCACAAGGACGAGAACAGGUGUCCGGGCCCUUAGAUCUGGUCAACAUCAAGAAGGAGAUCCUGGGCUCUGAUGGUGGAGGGAACUCUGUCCACCAGCUGGAGAAAAGCACCAGUCCCAUCUUUGGGAUUAAUCCCUUCACUGGCGGUCCUGUCUACACCUCUCUGCCACCUCACGGAGCAUUUCCUCCACCCACCUUCAUGUCUCCUGCCCAGGCCACCAUCCCAGGCCUCAGGUCCUACCCAGGACUUGACCCCAUGAGCUUCCUGCCCCACAUGGCCUACACCUACGCAACCGGAGCGGCCACAUUUGCUGAAAUGCAGCAGAGGAGAAAGUACCAACGGAAAUCAGGUUUCCAGGGGGAGCUGCUGGACGGGACGGCGGACUAUCUGUCAGGCCUGGACGACCUGACAGACAGCGACUCGCUGCUCUCCAGGAAGAAGAUUAAGAAGACUGAAAGUGGUAUGUACGCGUGUGACUUGUGCGACAAAACAUUCCAGAAGACCAGUUCCCUCCUAAGACACAAAUAUGAGCACACAGGGAAGCGUCCUCACCAGUGUCAGAUCUGUAAGAAGGCCUUCAAACACAAGCACCAUCUCAUCGAACACUCGCGCCUCCACUCGGGAGAGAAACCUUACCAGUGCGACAAAUGCGGGAAACGCUUCUCGCACUCGGGCUCCUACUCGCAGCACAUGAACCACCGAUACUCCUACUGCAAGAGGGAGGCGGAGGAGCGCGAGGCGGCUGAGAGGGAGGCCAGGGACAAGGGUGGAGGCGGAGGAGGAGUGGUGGUCGGAGGACUGGAGCCCACCGAGCUGCUGAUGAGGAGGGCCUACCUGCAGGGGCUGGGGCCGCUCGGGUACUCGGACCCCGAGGACCAGCAGGAGGACGGCGGCGGUACGAUCCUGAGGGACGGCAGGGAGGGAGGAGGAGGAGGACGAGAGGAGAGGGAAGUGGACGACAAGAUGUACGAGGACGUGACAGACAGACAGGAGGCAAGUUUCAGGGAAGGAGAGGAAGAAGAGGAGGAGGAGGAAGGUGACAGCAGGAGCCAGAUGGACUCGACGAGGGACGACGAGGGCAAAGACACGACGCAGCUGAUGGACGAGAGUUCACGAGAAGGGAAGACAGACGGCAAGUCGGACCAGGACGACUGAUCAGGAAACAUUAAAAAAAGCUUUCGAACAUUUGUCACUUUGGCUCGAUUCAGAAAGAAGAUCCUUUUAUUAUUAAGGGACUGUACACAAAUUAUUAGGCGUGGAAAGAAGGGGGAGGGUAUUAUAAGAGACUGUAGGUGAAUGUUCUAUUUUAACCCAGAUCUAUACUUUAUUUCAGAUUUAAAGUUACAUCAUAAAGAUGUGUUUUACCCGACAACAGUCCUGUCAUCUGUCAUCAGGACUUUAUUCGUCCCAAACAUUCACGUUCAGCUCGCAGCUUAAAGAGCUCGUCUUUUCUUACACUCGAUUCAUCAGGUUCUUUGACUAGUUAUCAGCGUUUUGUGUCGGUUUAUUUUGACUUUUAUGGCCCUGCAAUUUGAAAAAAGAGGUUUUAUCUCCAACUUCAUCCUCUAACUUGCCUGUAAAUUUCUGCAUGAACGCUUACUGCGUCUAAGUCGUUAUUAAUGACACAUACAAACGCAAACUAAGCAGAGAGUCAUUUUCUAUCUUGUUUGAACCCGAUUAAAAGCUGAUUUGUACCGUUAGCUACCAUGCUAGACAGCCUGCUUGCUAAUGUUAAUUACACAGCUCAUGCUAACAAGAAUGUUAGCAUGCUAGCAAGAAUUAAUGUUGUUAUUAGUAACUGACGUAACUGUGACAACUUCAGGGAUGACCCAGUUAUGUCCAAAAUUUCAGCUGCUAGCUGUUGAACAGUUUCAGGGUUCGAUGCUAACCAUGCUGCUCAGUGACUACAUUCAGAGCUCAGACUCAAACAGUGAUGGCUAAUACUCGUUAGCUCAGAGAGCUUUAUUUUCCUUCUUCAGUAACGUUUGAUUGAACGUGGUGGUGAACAAAAUGUCAGGGGGGAGUAAACAAAGAAAACAGAGAUAAGCUCCAGCAGCUAAUGUGACUGACUAGCGCUAGCAUGUUCCUGGCCGCCUAGAGAGUUAGCGGUUAGCCCUCCAGCUACAGUAGUUCAGCAACUAGCCAGUCACCAGACUUCUACAACCAAAUAUUUAGCAAAGAUUCAUGCAGAUUCGCUGCGGCGCUUUCUGGUGUGACCGGAAGGUUUUAUCUGAAAUAAGUCUAAUAAAAAUGUGAUUUUGAUAUUAUAUUUGUAGAGAACAAGGGUGCGUGUUAUUUUGACGAAUUAAAGGGAACUUUAGAGUUCGGCUCUCAGAUCGCAGGCAGAACCUGAUAAUUGUAUAAAAUACAAUAAAGUGAAAUGAAACACGAGGCUAUAGUUACAUUGAUAACAGUGGGGGAGGGGGGGUUCAAAGACAGUAUUAAUAACACUCGGGGCAUAUGAUGCAGCUUCUCUCCACUCCCUAAAUAAUUUUGGUACAGUCCCUAACCGGAGAUGCAACAUGAUGACGGCCAACAUCACAUCAUGAAGCUGGGUGGGAUUGUUUAAAAAUCCACAUUAUGCAAAAAAUAAAAAAUAAAAGAAGAAGUAAGUAAUAAUGAUUAUCAUUAUAAUGAAAUGAAGUGAAGCUGUUUUUAAUGUACAGUAUUAUAAAGGCCUAAAAGCUGUGUGGUGCUAUAAUGUUCUUAACUUCCCGUGUCUCGUUGUGUUCGAACCCCCACAUCAGGAAAUUGCACUCGACUCCCCGAAUCACUACAAAAUAAAAAAAAAUGUUUAAAAAAAGAGGGGAAAAAGCCUCGAACACUCGAUCACUUCCUGUCAGUGUUAUUGUUGUAUUUUCUGUCUCCUUUUACUGUGACGUUUUUUAUUUUUAUCCUGUUUUAUUGUUUUUGCCAACUAACCACACGACUUUGGGCCUCCUGAUGUUUUUUUUUUUUUUUUUAUGUGAAGGAACAUUUAAACCUGUGUGAUUUUCAAAAUAAAAUGUCGAUGUGAGUCUUAAAAAGGAGAGGAUGGAGCGUAAUAUGAAAGGGCUCCGUUUUAAAAAGAUAAAAAUAAAAAAGGACAGAGCCUUUUUUUGUGUGUUGAAUUUUUUCUCCAGAGAAAGCCUUAUAUGCAAACCUUUUCACCUGUGCGUUUCUGCAAAGUGCCAUCCCUGUACAGUGUACAUCACCUGUGUCCUCUCUGCUCUGCUUCACUAUUAAAAAUGAAUAUUUCAUCUUGUUUUUGAUUCGUCAGUAUUAGCUUAGAUAGACGGCAGUUUGUUAGUUUACAUAUGUUUGUGCAAUUUUCAGUAUUUUUUUGUUCCAUGACAGUAUUUUUUGUCAGUAUUACUUUUUUGUUUUUGUUGAAUUUUCCAACACAAAUUUAAAAAAAAAAAAUGUUUUAUUUGAGAAUUUACCAUUUUAUUUAUGUGACUCAUUUUAUAUUUCCUAAUUUUAUUUAUUUCAUACUGUAGUGUACAGUAUUAGAGUUCCUCACAAAUAGAUAUAUUUUAGUAAAAAUGAUUCUGUCAUUGACUAUUGGAGCAAAACUAUGAAUAGAGAGUGUCUAUGGUAUUUGGAAAAUUUCAAUUUUUUUGUUUUUGUUUUAUUUCCUUUGAAACUACUGGAAAUUCUAAAUUUGGGGAACUUUUGAUACGAUGAUUUUUGUUAAAACACUGUAUUUUUGAGAGUUAAAAAAAAAAUCCACUUUAUUCAUCCAACUGAAGAGAUGAGGAAGGACUGAUGAUGAUGAUGAUGGUGAUGGUGAUGGUGAAGGAAUUCCUGAAAUGUAUUAUUGAAUUUUUAAUUUCUCUUGGAAAUGACCAUGCUCGAAUAAAUGUAGCCAAAUUAAAUUUUAAUAAAACUGUGUUAUUCUUCUUGUA
Molecule: messenger RNA, 6733 nt
Organism: Siniperca chuatsi (mandarin fish)
Lineage: Eukaryota; Metazoa; Chordata; Actinopteri; Centrarchiformes; Sinipercidae
Gene: zeb2a
Product: zinc finger E-box binding homeobox 2a
Exons: 10
Coding region: 339-4001 (1220 amino acids)
Biological process (GO): regulation of transcription by RNA polymerase II; anatomical structure development
Molecular function (GO): RNA polymerase II cis-regulatory region sequence-specific DNA binding; DNA-binding transcription factor activity, RNA polymerase II-specific
Source: RefSeq, a predicted model, not a curated record